GGAUCACAUGCAAUAAAGAAAAGAAAAAGAUCCUGCUUGAUUCACAUGGACUGGUUCUAGUUGAAAAGCUUGUCAGAGCAACAUGAGUUGGAGCUUUCUCACUCGCCUCCUGGAAGAAAUCCACCACCAUUCCACAUUUGUGGGGAAGGUGUGGCUGACUGUGCUCAUCAUCUUCCGCAUUGUGCUCACAGCAGUCGGAGGAGAGUCCAUCUACUCUGACGAGCAGACUAAGUUCACCUGCAACACCAAGCAGCCAGGCUGUGACAACGUCUGCUAUGAUGCCUUCGCCCCUCUCUCGCACGUCCGCUUUUGGGUCUUCCAAAUCAUCAUGAUCUCCACUCCUUCCAUCAUGUAUAUGGGCUACGCCAUCCACAAGAUCGCCAGAACGUCAGAAGAGGACCGCAGGAAACACAACAGGCUCCGAAAAAAGCCGCCUCCUCACUCCAGGUGGAGAGAAAGUCAUCAUCUAGAGGAUGUCUUAGAAGAGGACGAAGAUGAUGAUGCUGAGCCCAUGAUAUAUGAGGAUACGCUUGAGGUGCAAGAGGCAAAACCUGAACCAGUGAGCACAAGCAGAGACCCACCAAAGCAUGAUGGCCGCCGUAGAAUAAUGCAGGAAGGGCUGAUGAGGAUCUAUGUUCUUCAGCUCAUGUCACGUGCUAUUUUUGAAAUAGCUUUCCUAGCAGGACAAUAUCUCCUCUAUGGUUUUCGCGUUAGUCCUUCAUAUGUAUGCAACAGGAUCCCCUGUCCACACAGAGUGGACUGUUUCAUCUCCAGGCCGACAGAGAAAACAAUCUUCCUCCUCAUCAUGUAUGUGGUAAGCUGCCUUUGUCUAGUACUAAAUGUGUGUGAGAUGCUUCACCUGGGAAUUGGAACCUUUCGUGACACACUACGCAUGAAGAGGAACCGAGGUCGGCGGACGUCCUACGGCUGCCCAUUCACUCGCAACAUCCAAGGCUCCCCUCCAGGGUACAACCUUGUGAUGAAGACGGACAAACCUAGCAGGAUCCCUAACAGCCUCAUCACCCAUGAGCAGAACGUGGCCAACGUAGCCCAGGAGCAGCAGUGCAUCAGCCCUGAUGAAAACAUCCCCUCUGAUUUGGCAAGCCUUCACCGGCACCUCCGGGUGGCCCAGGAGCAACUCGACAUGGCCUUUCAAACUUAUCAAACCAAAAACAACCAGCAAACCUCUAGAGCAAGUAGUCCAGUGUCUGGAGGAACUAUGGCAGAACAAAACCGAGUCAAUACAGUUCAGGAGAAACAGGGGGCAAGGCCCAAAUCAGCCACAGAAAAGGCUGCAACUAUUGUAAAAAAUGGAAAGACCUCUGUCUGGAUAUAGAGGCAAAUCUCUUUAGUUCAAUAAGGAGUGCACUGAAACACAGCUGGAGGAUCUGUGUGUGAGGUGCAACUUAAGACAAAACAACUGAACAUUUCAAUCACACCUACUGGAGAACUACAGUGCACUGUUUGGGAAAUAUAAAAGACAAAAACUUACAGGAACUAUCAAAUCCAGUAUCAAGAAUUUUCUUCGCUACUGUUGUGUGACAUCCUGUGCUUAAUACACAUACUUACCUAGUCAAACAUCACUAAUUCCAGUUAAAACGCCCAAGUAUAAACAGACAACUUGGAGCUAUGCAUCCUGCAUACCCUAGACUGCCACUGAACUGGAUUAACAUGCAGAAAUUUAACUUUUGUAAGUGUGUGAUUGUACCCUCAACCCAACUUUGAAAAUGCAGCAAAAAGUACUGUACAAAUGCACAAUUUGUCAUGAAGUCUGAAGAAUUAGUAUUGUUGUUGGAAGGAUGCAUGUUUGGUGUUUUGGGGAGUUUUUUGGCUGUAGUGUGGAUGAGUGGUGCUGGAAGCAAAUAAAAUGUGAAAUAUUUUGAUACUUAUAAUGAAACAGGGCUGUGUCACUGUUGGCUUUUUGGUUAACAUCUGCUGAGGUUGUUGGUUUUAAGGUCAUUGCGUGCAAAGCCUUUAUCUAUUUCAUAAACCUUGCAGUGUUAUAUUCAAAUAGGGGUGAGGUAAGGGAAUAGCAAACCUGAUUAUUUUCAAAAUAAACACUUAUUUUCUGCAAUCUGAAGCAGAUGAUGCAUGCUUUCAACUGGGAACAUAUAGUACACACAUAGGUUACAAUAGACAACCCCACCCUUAGCUACUCUAAUCCAUUCACCUUGUGUUUAGGCAUGUUUCUGUCAUUGAAGCAGUAUGUUUCUAGAACUGGUUUCAGAGUAAUAUU
Messenger RNA from Cheilinus undulatus (humphead wrasse), 2236 nucleotides. It is a transcript of the gene gjc2, whose product is annotated as gap junction protein gamma 2. The transcript is spliced from 2 exons. Gene Ontology annotation, biological process: cell communication. Gene Ontology annotation, cellular component: connexin complex. Bases 83 to 1336 code for a protein of 417 amino acids. The record is from RefSeq and is a predicted model, not a curated record. NCBI's taxonomy places the organism in Eukaryota, Metazoa, Chordata, Actinopteri, Labriformes, Labridae.